Messenger RNA from Sclerotinia sclerotiorum 1980 UF-70, 1224 nucleotides. RefSeq lists its product as hypothetical. The record is from RefSeq and is a predicted model, not a curated record. The coding region runs from base 1 to 1224 and encodes 407 amino acids. The transcript has 3 exons. Gene Ontology annotation, cellular component: membrane. NCBI's taxonomy places the organism in Eukaryota, Fungi, Ascomycota, Leotiomycetes, Helotiales, Sclerotiniaceae. Gene Ontology annotation, molecular function: transmembrane transporter activity. Gene Ontology annotation, biological process: transmembrane transport.
AUGUCUUCUUCAAUUGCUGAAACAUCCACCACUCAACAGCAUAUCCUUCCUAUUCCUGAACGACGAAAUUCACAAUAUGACGAUUCGCAUGGUACCGGCUUGGGAGCAGGAAAUACACAACCUCGACGACGCUCAAAUGUUUCUGGACGAUUGACUUUUCGCGAUAGUAUACGUGCGGAGGAUCUCGAGAGUUUGACGAGAACGGCUAGUGUUAUUAGUGGGCAUCAAGAUGCUUUUCUUGAAUCGCAUGCGGACUCUUCCAAGGAGAAUGACAGUGGGAAGGAAAAGGAUAAUGGAAUUACAACGAUAACAUUCCCCAAGGCAGCGAAGCCAGGUCCAAUUAGUACGAUCAGAGAAUUACCUAGCGAAUUCAACACGCCCUACUCAACACGUCCUCCAUCCCCCUCCUCGGCUGCUAACACACCGGGUCCGCACUCACAUCGAAAAGGACAUUCAAAUACAACCGCCGGUGGAAAUGGCCCUCCGCGCGAUUAUUUCGAGCUACAGGUCGAAGAACCCUCGAGAGAUUUGCCCGAAACUUCAUACCCAGAUAUCGGCAGUGUCAAGAGUUUCCGCGGCGCGCUCAUCCUCCUAACCACAUGCGGAGCACAACUCAUGGACAAUGUCUUCAUGACCGGUGUCAAUAUCAGUCUACCAGCCAUCCAAAAAGAAUUCGGUGCGAAAGCUAGUGAUCUCCAAUGGUUAAUAAGCGCAUACACAUUAACCUUUGGAGGAUUUCUCCUCCUAGCCGGCGUAUUAAGCGAUAGAUUUGGACGCAAACUUAUUUUCUGCAUCGGGAUGCUAUGGAUAUCCAUCUGGACCAUCGCAAAUGGAUUCGCGACGUCGUUUAUCCAAUUAGCUAUUUUUCGCGCCCUGCAGGGUAUUGGCGCAGCGAUGACGGUGCCGUCGGCGGUGGGAAUCAUUUCUUCGUAUUUUGUGGCGAAGGAUCGCACGAUUGCGUUGUCGUUCUUUGCGGCGUCUGGCGCAGUGGGUUUCUGCGCGGGGCUUAUUUUUGGGGGGUUCUUGACGGGGAGUCUGGGCUGGAGAUAUCUCUUUUAUGUUUCUGCUGCGUUGACGGGGGCGUUAGGGGUCUUGGGACAGUUCAUCUUACCGCGCGAUCGGUUGGACGGGAAUGAGAAACCGAGUUUGGAUUUGUUGGGUGCCGGGUUGUCGACCGUGGAGGCGUGUAUGGGUGGAGCAAGGCUUUUAUUAUCGUCUUGUUGA